GGGUAAAAUCGUGGGACAAUAAGGUGGAGACAUGUGCGUGUCCAUUGUAAUGAGUUCAAAAAAGAAAAAUGGUACUUUCUCCGUGUUUUAAUAAUUAUUUUACUUUAAUUAACAUACAAUUUUAGGCAUUUUAAUUAACUUAAAUAAAAUAUAAGAGGUAUGUGGGGUAGUUGAAGUAUUAAAAUUAGGUUAAUAAUUUGUUGUAAAGUAAUGAAUGUGAGAGGAAAUAAAUAAUAAAAAAGAUGAGUAGUGAAUUUGGGUAGGAACCAUGAAUGGAAAAAAAUAAUAUAAUAAAAUGUAAUUUUUUGUCAAAGUAGGGAGUAUGUGUAACACUCGUUAAAUCACGAUCGUAUUUGAUAAAUGUAAACUUAUUAAAACACGGAGGGAAUAAUGAUGAUUUUUUAUUUUUUAUUUUAUUUUUUUUAUCCUCCAUUAAUGGUGUAAAAAGGCCAUGAGAAUGAGUGAGAAAGUGGGUAGAGAGAGAAUGUAAAACUAUUUUUUGAUCAUUGGUGAGAAUGCUCUUAUUACCUCCAGUUUUUUUCUUGUUUUUUUGUACCUUAAUAUCAUACUUACACUUUUUUUUUAUUUUUUUUAUUUUUUUACUAAAGACAAUUAAAUUAGUUAUGUCGGUCAAAGUGUAAUUUAUAAAAGAAAUAGAGGGAGUUUAAAUACGAGGAUUCCCAAGUUAAUAUUUGUGAAGGAAAUGGCUCAAGUGGUAAGCAACUUGAUGUCGCUUAAGAGAGGUCUCGGGUUUUCAUUAGCCUCACCGUAAGCAUAAACUCUUGUUGGGAGACUCACCCACCAUAAGCCAGGUGUGCGACUUGGAUCGGAUCCGGCUGGAGUCGGAGCUAAGCUCUGGUGAACCGGGUGGGCAUCCUAAAAAAAGAUAGAAAAUUCCGUAUUUGUUUACUACAUGACAUCUUGGUAAAUAAAUAUACAAAUUUAUCCAAUCAUCACUACGAGUGUGGGAUCCAUUUUUUAAGAAAUACUUAUUGAUUGGAAAAUUUGUGAGAAAGGUCCUUUGAAGUGGUCGACUUUGUGAGAAAGGUCUUUAUAUAAAAAAAAGUGGCAAAAAAGGUCCUUAUUUCCCAUUUAGGUUGUAAGGAAGGACCUUUGACCAAUUUCCGGUAAUUGACUUCAUUUUCCGACUAGUAACUAUCACGUGAUUUUAAAAAAUAACUUUUUAUUUUGUCUUUUUCUUCCUUUUCCCUCCAAUUCCAACUUACCCCUGAUUCUUUCCCCCUUAUUUCUCCUUCAACUCUCUAAUUUAUUAAUGUGAAUAAGUUACUUCGUGAAAACUAGGGCUCGCAAAUUAGAGAGAGAAAGGAGAAAUAGGGGGGAAGAAUUAGGGUUAGUUGGAAUUGGAGAGAAAAAAGGAAAAAGGGAGAAAAAAAACAAAAUAAGGCCGGAAAAUAAAGUCAAUCAUCGAAAUAUCGGUCAAAAGUCCCUCCUUACAACUGAAAUGGUAUAUAAAGACCUUUUUUGCCACUUUUUAUAAAUAAGGAUAUUUCUCACAAAUUCGAGCAGUUAAAAGGACAUUUCUCACAAAUUUUCUUUAAUGAUUUAUUUACGACAAUGUCGUGUGAUUAUUUAUUUGAAAGAUAAACUUGUAUUUUCAAUAUGAAUAUUUAGAGCUCAACGGCUGACCAAUUCAAACAUAAAAUUACCUUCUAGAAAAAGCUAGUGAGCUACGAAUGAAGUUAAGAAUCAAAGAGUUAACCUUUUUUUUUUUUUUUUUUUUUUUAAUAAUCAAAGAGUUAACUUGAUUCCUCAAGAAAAAAAAAAGUUAAAUAUCAAAGAAGCGAGAGUUGGAAAACAUAAUCUUAUAUUUUUCCAUAAAAAAGGCAAAAAAGUAGGAAAAGAAUGGAAGAAGCAAUGAAGCUAAGGCAUGAUGUUUGGGAAAUCAGAAAGAAAUUAAAAAAUGAUGAAAAAACUUUGUCACGUGAGAGUGGGAAUGAUAUGUUGCAUAGUUUAGAAAUUAUUGAAGGCAAACUUGAAGUUGCGGAGUCCGAACUUCAAGUACCAGGCGCAGUUCUAGAGGAAAGUCUCAAAGAUGUGCUCUCUAAAUUGAAAUCCUUCAUCGAAGGUGAUCAAAAUGAAGAAGAUGCUAAGAGUAUCUUAGAGAAAUUGUCACGUUGGGUGACACAAGAGGACUCUGUGUUGAAGCCUUUAGAGCAAGCUUUUUAUGGUGGAAUCAAUGUUCAACAUCUCAUAGAGAUGACUUUAAACUUCAACCUUGAUCAACGAGUUUUGGCUAUCCCAAUCAUUGGGACAAGAGCAACGGCUGCAGUUCAACGUGUUUAUCACGACAAUCGUGUUCGAAGUUCUUUUGAAGAAAGACAUUGGGUGUGCAUGUGUGACAUGAACCAUGGACAUCCAAGUAAACUACUUGAUCUAGUCUUUCGAAAGCAGACUUCUAAUAUAGACAUCCUAAAGGAUUUCCAUUCCAAUGUUGAUGGCAAAAGAUACUUGCUUAUCUUAGAUGGAGUAACACAGACUGGUCUUGGGUUUUUUCUAGAGGACUUGUUACGGGACGUUAGUCAUGGAAGCAGAGUAAUUUUAACUGCAUCAAGUAAGGACAAACUUGGAAUGUUGGAGCCCUUGAAGAUGCCGGAAGGUGCCCCCAUUGAAUCAACUUCUAUGCUACAAGAAGAAAAGGAGAUUAGUAGCAAAUACGCCGGUGCUUCAGGCCUUCUGAAGACAAUUGCUUUCUUUCUUUCUUUUAAGCAUACAGUACAAAAAUGGGAGAAUUUUGCUGAUGAUUUGAUAACAAAAUUACAAGAUCUAUCAGAAUCUAGUUAUUCAAAAUUCAACCUCAUAAGCUAUGAAGAUCUACAGUUGAAGAUUCAGCAGUGUGUUCGUUAUGUUUCAUUGUUGCAGAAGGAUUACGAAUUUAGUAAGACAGAUUUGAUACAUCUGUGGGCUUCUCAAGAUUACUUAUCAACUGAUACAGGAAGGCCAGAAGAGUUGGUUGGUGAAGAAUAUUUUGAGAAAUUACUCAAUAAUGGGUUUUUCUCUCAAGUCACUAGUAGAGAUGGUGCUGUGGUUCAGCAUUUCUGCAAGACGCACUACGUAUUGAAUGAGUUUCUCAAGAAUGUGGCGAAAACUCAGUUUUGUUUGGGUGAGGAACCAACUAGGGAGGUUGAUGAUGCUAAUAUUUUGCACGUGAGCUUCGCUAUUGAAAGUUCAUGGGAAGCACCGAGUUGGCUGCUUAAUGCUGGUAAAUUGCAGUCCCUUAUUUUCUUGCCAAGCAGAUUACAUAACUCGGUGAAUGUCCCAAACUUGGAAGAAAUCAUUUCAAAAUUGACAGGCUUACAAGCAUUGGAUUUGGUAGCAGUGAAUUGUGAAAACCUUUCUCAUUCCCUGGGAGAGCUUAAGCAUUUGAGGUACCUCAGACUCGGUGUAUCCUCAAAAUGCCUCCCUGAGAGCGUCAUAAACUUGUCAUUGGUAUGGUCAUCUUCGUAUUCAAAACCAGCCAACCUGGAAAAGUUUGAUUACUUGCAGCCGCCUCAUGGUCUCAGAAGCCUAGCAGUCUGCCAUUGGAAGGGAGAAAAUUUUCCCCUACAACUUAUGUUUGGCAAGGCUGUUUUUGAUAGCCUUGUUUCUAUAUAUAUCGAAGACUGUCGAGGAUGCAAAGAUCUACCAUCUCUGAGUUCAUUGCCUCAUCUGAGAUUUAUUAAACUUUGGGACCUAAAUGUCUUGGAAUAUGUGGAGCAUGAUGUUGAUAGUGGCAACAAUACAGGUUCUGAUUCAUCUACACUUAGACACUAUUUUCCUUCUUUGGAAUACCUGUUGUUGGCCAAUUUACCAAGAUUGGAACGAUGGUCACGUAAGCAACAAUACCCAAUCCCUUCUCGUAAUCUUACACUCUGUGUGAGCAAUUGUCCAAAGAUGUCAUCGAUGCCUCUGCUGCGAAGUCUUGUGUCACUAGAGGCACAUGAUAUACAUGUGAAGUUGCUAAAGCAUCUCUUGUCAACUAGUGCAGGGCCGUCUCCUGGUGCCACGCUGAGGAAGCUGGAAAUUGUCUCAGUUUCCCAACUUAAGUCCACUUUUCCAAUCAGAAAUCUUAAUGCUCUAGAGUCCCUGGCAAUCAGAAGAUGUCCAGAACUCGAAGAAUUGGUUUUAGGAUCUUUGACAUCUCUUCAACGACUAGAAAUUCACGAAUGCAAUGGAUUGGUAGACAUUACUGUUGGAAACAUGGACCAACUUUCUGCUCUUGAGACAUUAGAAAUCAAACAUUGCAAAAAGUUGAAACUGUUAAACAGUUCAGAAGAUUGGAAAUGCUUCAAGAGCCUCCGCUUUCUGAAACUGAUCAGUAUCUUCAAUUUAGAGUCACUUAAGAACGGCCUUUGUUCCUUGCAUAAACUUGAGGGACUCUAUUUGUAUUCACUUUACGAACUGAGAUCCCUUCCUGAGUGGAUUGGCGACAUCAAACAGCUCCGUUCACUUGCUGUUCGGAACUGCCCUUUCCUGAUAACACUUCCUGAGUCACUUGGUAGCCUAUCUACUUUGCAACAGCUUGAUAUACAUUGUUGCCCAAAACUGAAAGAAAUUCCGAAGUCUUUUGCUGACCUCAAGUCAUUACAAAAACUUGUGAUUCAACGAUGUCCAAAGCUGUCCAAAAGAUGCCAAAAGUCGCACGGACCAGAUUUCCCUCUUAUACAACAUGUCCCUUACAGAGAAUACUAGUAAGGAUUGAGUAUUCUUACUCUGUAUAUUGCUUUUUUCUCUUUGUAGUCACGCAGAUCAAGAAGAUAAUCAAGUUACAAUGUGUAAAGAAAUAUAUUGUGUUAACACUUUGGUGAGAUCAGUCAGAUCACUGUUAGACUUGACCAUUUGAUCAAGUCCAUAAUCAUGUUUUAGUGCCUAUUCAAAGUGUAUCUUCAACAGUAAGUUAAUGCUAACCUUGAAACAAUUGUAAUAGUAUUUAAUUCUGAAUAUUACUGCAGUAAUUUCUAACCUGA
Molecule: messenger RNA, 4964 nt
Organism: Chenopodium quinoa (quinoa)
Lineage: Eukaryota; Viridiplantae; Streptophyta; Magnoliopsida; Caryophyllales; Amaranthaceae
Product: putative disease resistance protein RGA1
Exons: 2
Coding region: 1864-4689 (941 amino acids)
Biological process (GO): defense response to other organism
Source: RefSeq, a predicted model, not a curated record